This is a messenger RNA of Cyclocybe aegerita, 486 nucleotides long. Lineage: Eukaryota; Fungi; Basidiomycota; Agaricomycetes; Agaricales; Hemipholiotaceae. The record is from the annotation of a GenBank genome assembly.
AUGGUUCUCCUCGUCACCUCCGACAACGAGCAGUUCAACGCCGACAAGGACGUCGUAGAGCGCUCUGUCCUCAUUAAGAACAUGCUUGAGGAUGUUGGCGAGUCCGACCAGCCCAUUCCUCUCCCCAACGUCUCGUCGAGUGUCCUGAAGAAGGUUCUCGAGUACUGCGAGCACCACCGUGGCGAGCCCCUACCCUCCGCCGAUGCUGACCAGUCCCAGGACGAGACCCGCAAGCGCACAACGGACAUUAGCGAGUGGGAUCAGAAGUUCAUCACCGUUGAUCAGGAAAUGCUUUUUGAGAUCAUCCUUGCCGCCAACUACCUCGAUAUCAAGUCGUUGCUCGAUGUUGGCUGCAAGACAGUCGCCAACAUGAUCAAGGGCAAGACCCCGGAGGAGAUCCGCAAGCUCUUCAACAUCGUGAAUGACUUCACACCCGAGGAGGAGGCUCAAAUCAAGAAGGAGAACGAAUGGGCAGAGGAUCGAUGA